Molecule: messenger RNA, 1326 nt
Organism: Fulmarus glacialis (Northern fulmar)
Lineage: Eukaryota; Metazoa; Chordata; Aves; Procellariiformes; Procellariidae
Product: E3 ubiquitin-protein ligase TRIM39-like
Exons: 8
Coding region: 1-1326 (441 amino acids)
Molecular function (GO): zinc ion binding; protein binding
Source: RefSeq, a predicted model, not a curated record
AUGGCAGCCAGGAUGUCUGUGGAAAACCUCCAGGAUGAAGUCUCCUGCUCCAUCUGCCUGGAACUUUUCCAAGACCCCGUGUCCAUCCACUGUGGGCACAGCUUUUGCCGGGCGUGCAUCACUCAGAACUGGAAAGGACUGACCACCAACUUCUCCUGCCCCCGGUGCAGGGAGACGGUGCCCCAGGAGAGCCUCCGACCCAACUGGGAGUUGGCCAACAUUAUUGAAAUAGCUAAGAACUUGAACCUGCAAUCGGUCAGAGAGGUGGAAAGAGGGGAGAACUUGUGCAAGGAGCACCAGGAAGCCCUGAAGCUCUUCUGCGAAGACGAGGAAAGGCUUAUCUGCAUGGUGUGCGACAGGUCCAAGGUGCACCGUAACCAUUCUGUGGUUCCUGUGGACGAGGCUGCCCAGGAGUACAAGGAACGAAUUCAGACCCAACUGCAGUUUCUGAAAUUAGAGCAAAAGGCACUUCAAUCUUCCAUGGGGUAUAGAGAAGACAGCGUCCAGGACUACACCGUAGCUGAAAAGCAGAAGAUUGUGACCGAAUAUAAGCAGCUGCACAAGUUACUGGAGGAGCAGGAGUCGUUUCUGCUGGCCGAGCUGGAGCAGCUGGACGCAGAGAUAAUGAAAGCGCAUGAAGAAAUCCUCAACAGGCUUUUGGAGGAGACCACGAGCCUGGGCAUGCUGAUUGGGGAGAUGGAGAGGAUAUGCCAGCAGCCAGACUAUGAACUCCUGAAGGACAUCAAAACUACCUUGAGCAGGUGUGAGAGGGAAAUGUUCUCGCAGCCGCUCGAUAUUUCCCCUGAGCUGGAAAAGAAAUUCUGUGAUUUCACAGAGAAAACCGCAGUCGUCAAGGAGGCUAUGGAGAAAUUUCAAGGCAUACUGGAGUUCAAACUUCCUUUAAGAACACAGAUGACGUUGGACCUGAAGACGGCCAAUGCUGAACUCUACCUUGUGGAAGACUGCAGGGUCAUGUGGUGGGGAAGCUAUGAGCAGGUCCUGCCCUCCAGCCCGGAGAGGUUCAAAGCCCAUCCCUGCGUGCUGGGCUCGAGGGGCUUCACGUCGGGUUGGCACUGCUGGGAAGUGGAGAUCUAUGGAGAAGGCAUGUGGGCCAUUGGGGUGGCCAAGGAGUCGGUGCCAAGGGAGAGUUGGUUUCCCCUGAAGCCCGAAGCGGGGAUAUGGGCGCUGUGUCACAGCAGAGAUGGGUACCAGGCUCUGACCUCUCCUGAUGUCACCCCCUUGGCCCUACACAAUGUCCCCCAGAGGAUACGAAUCUGCUUGAACUGUCAGGAAGGGAGAGUGGUGUUUUUUGAUGCUGCUGGAUAA